Molecule: messenger RNA, 1067 nt
Organism: Sardina pilchardus (European sardine)
Lineage: Eukaryota; Metazoa; Chordata; Actinopteri; Clupeiformes; Clupeidae
Product: transmembrane protein 255B
Exons: 9
Coding region: 65-1033 (322 amino acids)
Source: RefSeq, a predicted model, not a curated record
CUGCGCGCAUUACACGGAUACGUACAGACACACAUACGGAUUCAGGAUAUUGAACAAACGGAGUAUGUCGCCAUCCAGACCAGGACAGGCAACGGAGCAGGGAAACGCAGCUUCUGAAUUUACCUCAACAGAGCUCCUGAGGAAGAGGAGGAGGAGGAAGGCUCUGUGGCUGGUGCUUGGGCUGCUCUGCCUGUCCCUGGUGACCGUGGCGAUGGGUACUUACUGCUCGACACGCACCGAGAGUCUCAGCAUCACCGGCUACAUCUCAGGAGUCAUUUUGGCUUUCGGCUCAUUCCUGGGUGUUCUGGGGCUGCGGCUGGAGGAAAACCGAAAACAACUGCUGGUUGCCUCCAUCGUGUUCCUGAGCUUCGGCAUCAUGGCGUCUUUCCUGUCUGUGGUGGUGGACGGGGUGUUCAUUCUUCUCAGCGUUGACAUUCGACCACUGAGGGCGGGCCGAUGCCAGUUUUACACCAGUGGGAACAGCUUCAUCUAUGAGAAUUACUAUGCGUCGGUUCCAUGCCAGGGCCUGAUGGAGACGUGCAGCAUGAAGGUGCGCAGUGGGACCUGCUACUGCUGUGACCUCUACGACUGCGCCAAUGGAGGCUACCUGAACAACUACUAUGAGUUUGUGGGGGUGCAGAGCUGCCAGGAGGUGCUGUCUCUCUACGUGUGUAUGUGGCUGCUGACCAGCCUCAACCUGCUAGCUUUCGUGCUGGCUAUCAUGACCACGGCUGUGCUGGGAAGCAUUAAGGACCUGAAGAAAGGCAUGGUUGGCCCCGAGUCGACCAGGGGGGGAUUUUUCGCUCCGCUGAGUCCGCUCGGAGAGUCUGCCUCCCUGCCCUCCGCUCCUCUGCUGGCAGACCCAAGCCUACAGCCCAGAGAUCAACUGUACCCGAGAGCCUCCCUGUAUGCGUCGGCAGGCAGCUCAGCAAGUGACUCUGCAGGCUCCUCCGCCCAGUCGGACCCCCAUCCCCCACCGUUUGCCCCCCUCUACAAUCUGCUCCCCUACAGACUGCAAGGAUGCACCGCCUAACAGCCAGCACCAAACAGACCUGGCCCCUCCAGAC